This is a messenger RNA of Poecilia reticulata (guppy), 3619 nucleotides long. The record is from RefSeq and is a predicted model, not a curated record. Lineage: Eukaryota; Metazoa; Chordata; Actinopteri; Cyprinodontiformes; Poeciliidae.
ACACCCGGAACAACCCCCGCUGCCUGCACACACACACACACACACACACACACCACAUUAAUCAACCACAUAGCACAUGCAGAGCAACCAGCUCAAGCAUUCUCACCAAUCAGAAACAUUUAUCUGUUUUAAUUGAAGAGGCAAAGAUUUAUCUUGCAGAUGCAGUAGCUGAAGGCGUCAUAAAGUUGUUCUCCACUCAGCUUGUUGGCAGAAACACUGCGUAGAAAACAAACCCACCCGUGUCCGUCUUUAGAGAGGAACAUCUCGUGGAAGGGGAACUGUCGGUCUAGAUCCCUCUCGAUUAUAUCCACCCAGCUCUGCAGGCCUGGCUGUGAAUCUAGAGACUGAAAUAACAAGUCAUUGAUAUUCCAAUGUCACAGAGUUAAAACGGCAAACUUGAUUUAUCUAAUGUAGUAAAAACACUGAUUGUUGUACAAUAAACAUUAGCUGCAUACGUAGUGAUAGAUUUUAAGGGUUACAUGUUCAUUUUUAUGGUUGUCUCUUACAGCUCCCUAAUUUGGGAAAUGUCACAGUGGACCUUAAGGAAUUUGGAUUCUGUUCUUCUCCAUUUUCCCUCCUGAUCCUGAUUUCCAGUGCGAUGCUUAAUAGAACUUAAUCUGAAAAAAGGACAUUUGGACUCUGGAGCAACAAUUUCAUUUUUUGGUUCUUGUACUCACCAUCCACAUCGGGCAAAUUUUUGGAUUUACUUUGCAAUCCUCUCAGUCUGUGCUUAUACUUGUUGUUUGUGCACCCUUUUCCAGCAGAAUUUUUCCUUCCACUUAACUUUAAGCAUGAAUUUGCUUAAAAGUAGCCUUCUGUGUAGAGCCACCUUCUUUAACAAUAACAUUUUCUGGCUUACUCUGUCUGUUGAACAGUUACAGUAAGUCUCCUCCAUCAUUAUUUAGCACACUUCAGAAUAAAAAUCCUGUUUUAGUGGUUGUACCUACAAAUCAAGUUUUCUGUUAUUGAUUGAAAUUGAUAACCUUCAACAUAAUCAGAAAACAGACCCUUGAAAUGUACCACUGUGAAACUCAGUCAGUGAAUUUCACCUUUUUAUUUAGUUAGUGAACUAACUUAACUUUGCAAUGCUAUGCUAACGCAAGGUUGCAUGUAGCACAAACAAGUUUCCAUUUUUAAAUCACAAUAAUCAGGGAAUUAUUUUCAGUUUCUCACAAAUUACUGCAACAACCAUGCAUCUUUUUUUUUUUUUUUUUGCAAAAAAAAAACAACAAAAAAACAACAACAAAAAAAAGAGAGCAUUAACUCCAGUGAAAACAUAUUAGCUCUUGCCUCAUAGAGGUUUUCAUUUUGUCUCAUUCUUUCUGAUGCUCCACACAGCAGAGGCCAGCACUUCGCUCGGAGCGAGGCAGGGAUUCCUUUCUGGCACUGCAGCUUGACCUGCAGAGACAUCAAGAUCCAGACACACCUUGCUGCUCUUCUUUAACAAGAUGCGGUCCCAUUGGCCAAUGAUGUUGAUCCAUUUGGCUUCCCUCUGCCUGACCAGCUCAGGGGAUGGUCCCACACUCCUGAAUCACAACACAGCACACAAGACACCAAAUGUCUGCUGGAUUAAGAGUGCGUCUGUUACACUGCUACUCGAAGCAAGGCACAUUUGGACAUGGUUCUGGUGUUAUGCGCACACUUAGCGUUAGCGCACCGAGAGACGGCUACAAGUAUGUAAAUGCCCAGGAGCAGCCAACUGAUCUGAGGUCCAUCACUGACCGGGCUGCAACAACCCUCUUAUGGACUGAGCUUUUCAGAGGUUUGGCGAUGACCAUGAGCUACCUGUUCCGUGAGCCUGCCACCAUCAACUACCCAUUUGAGAAAGGUCCGCUGUCGCCACGGUUUCGAGGCGAGCACGCCCUCCGCCGGUACCCCAAUGGAGAGGAGCGCUGCAUUGCUUGUAAGCUGUGUGAAGCCAUCUGCCCUGCUCAGGCCAUUACUAUUGAAGCGGAGACUCGAGCUGAUGGCAGCAGGAGAACUACACGUUACGACAUUGAUAUGACCAAGUGCAUCUACUGUGGUUUCUGUCAGGAAGCCUGUCCUGUUGACGCCAUUGUUGAGGGGCCAAACUUUGAAUAUGCUACAGAGACUCAUGAGGAGCUGCUGUACAACAAAGAGAAGCUGCUCAACAACGGAGACCGAUGGGAGGCUGAGAUAGCAGCCAACAUUCAGGCUGAUUAUCUUUACAGAUGAGCUACGUCAUCAGUAACAAGCAUUUUAACAUAUAUAUAUGCAAUAAAAGAAAUAGCUACAUGUAGCCUUACUGACGCAAAAGUGAAUUAGGGGUAAGCACGGAAGCCAUGCUGCAGAUACGCACCAAUUGUACACUGCCUGGUGAAAAAUGUCAUGUUAUUUUGCUGACCCUCCUUUAGCUGUAACUAUAAUUUUAAUGUAUCAGUGAGCUUAUAACAAACUAUUCUCAAACAAAGUGGCAGCUUUAAGACGUUACAUUCGGUUGAACUGUGGGAUAAAGUCUUGUGGACAUUUCUUGCUAGAGCCACCCAUGGGUGGAAACGAUGAUUAAUUGUGUUAAAACUGUUACGUUAGAAUAUACCUGCCACCAGGAAGGAAAUAAUACUUUUAUGGAAAAAAGAUCAGUUAAGACAUUUGGGUUGUCAGCUUGCCUUUUAUAAGUGAUUCACACUAUUUAUAAUGAAUUCAUCAACUUAUCCACUCAACUUCUUAAUAUAAUGCUUUCAUCUCUCUGAAUCAGGGUCAGGUUGGACUCAUUAACCAUGUGACUUUUUGCCAUUGUUUCAGAUUAUAAUCCUUCUGUUUUCUAUUAAGCUGAAGUAAGCUGUUUUCCACUGUUACCUUUAAUGCUUUUUUAUUUCGCAGCUGUUUAUACAGCUAGUUUAGUCCAAUUAAUUGGAGCAGUAUCCACACUGCAUUCUUUAUUUUUAACUUGACUGUGCAGCGAGUGUUUCCAAGUGUUAAUUAAUUGGUUUAUUGCAUUUAUUUAAAUAUCUAUUUAUUUAUGAAGCAUGUCACAGCUCAUCAGCAUUUUUACCAGAUUUUUAUAAUGAAUUUGACAUUCCUUAUCAUAAGGGUUUAAUGCUGUUGAAAGUGCAACGCUGAUUCCAUGGGCAACAUUUGGAAUAAUUUUGCGUGGCCCUCGAUCACAGUUCAAGAGUAGCACCACUGGUACUAACACAAGCAAGUGAUGCAGACGGACACUUUCAAAACUUGUUUAUGGCGAGAUCUUCACUGACAAGUUAAAAUCUUUUUAAAAUGGAAACGUUAGAUACAACAAACUAUAUUUGUCUUUUAUUAACACUGCCACAAACUAUACAGGACCACAAACAUCCAGCUUACUCAUAGCUCGUUGGGGGUCUGUUAUUCAUUAAAUCUGGCUAAGUAUAUCAAGCAUUUUUGAGGAAAAGAGUGAUCUUUAGACUACUUUUUAUUUAAGCGAAGAAAAUAGAAAACAGUUGACUGCACAAAGUUAGGACAUCAGAUUUUAAACUGUUUGAUGUCAAAUUUUGCACAGUCUUUAUAGAGCAAUUACUGUGACACAGUGAUAUGUAUUUUUUUAUUGUAUAACUUAAACUUAUGUCAGUAAUUAUAAAGUAUUAAAGCUUUUUAGUCCACUGGAAUAAAGCAGUUCUUAAAACCA